This is a messenger RNA of Glycine soja, 3165 nucleotides long. RefSeq names its product glutamate receptor 2.5-like. Gene Ontology annotation, cellular component: plasma membrane. The record is from RefSeq and is a predicted model, not a curated record. Bases 131 to 2869 code for a protein of 912 amino acids. Lineage: Eukaryota; Viridiplantae; Streptophyta; Magnoliopsida; Fabales; Fabaceae. Gene Ontology annotation, molecular function: ligand-gated monoatomic ion channel activity; signaling receptor activity. The transcript has 5 exons.
UCAGAUAGUAUCGGAGUAAACUAUGAAGAAGUCAUAGGAAAGAUUAUUAAUACUCAUGCAAUCAUGCUCAAUGUCAAAAACUCAAUUUCAUAACGUUCUCUUGAUUAAUUGCUAGACAUGAAUUUCUCCAAUGGUAAGGACUUCUCCAAUGUCACUAACUAUCUUGUUCUUUGUCUUGCAAUUGUUUGCAUGGUCAUCAAGGGUACUACUAGCUAGUGAAAAAAUAAACAACUGCAUAAGCACUACUUCAAGGCCCAUUAUGAUGAAAAUCGGUGCUGUUCUUGAUUUGGAUUCACUAGUGGGCAAGCAACAAAAAAUCGCCAUGGAAAUUGCAGUCCAAGAGUUCAAUAGCUUGAGUUGCUCCAAGCUGGAUUUGAAUAUACAAAAUUCCCGUGGGAUUUCUGCUCGAGCAAUUGCUAGUGUUAUGGAUCUCACACAGAGCAUGCGGGUGCUAGCUAUCAUAGGAACAAUAACACACAAUGAAGCAACUCUGGCAAGUGAGUUAAAUUACACCAUAAACAAGGUUCCUACAUUGUCUCUAACUUCUCCAACAGCAAGGACAAAGUUAUUAUCUCCUCAAUUGCCACACUUCAUCCAAAUUGGCGAUGAUGUCAGGAUUCACAUGCAAUGCGUUGCAGCCAUAGUAGGAGAAUUCAGAUGGAAAAAGGUGACAGUAAUCUAUGAACUUAAUAAUUGGCUUUCCUCUGAUCCAGGGAUGCUACUUGACCUCACCUAUGCUCUUAGACAAGUUGGUUCUGAGAUUGACAAUCAUUUAGCUUUGCCUUCCUUGUCCUCUCUAUCAGACCCAAAAUCAAACAUUGAAAAUGAGCUUAAAAAGCUCAAAAGCAAAAGUAACAGGGUCUUCUUGAUUGUGCAUUCUUCUUUAGAGCUGGCUAACAUACUUUUUGAGAAAGCAAAGCAAAUAGGUUUGAUGGAAAAAGGUUCUGUGUGGGUUAUAUCAGAUGGGGUUGUUGGCCUUCUUGAUUCAGUUAACCCAUCUGCUAUCUCUAACAUGCAGGGAGUAAUUGGGUUUAAGACAAACUUCAUGGAAGUGAGUGAGACAUUUAGACAGUUCAAAUUCAAAUUUCAAAGAAACUUUGCCUCGGAGUUCCCCGAGGAAGAGAAAAUUAAUCCAAGUUUCUUCGCACUUCAAUUGUACGAUGCAACCUGGGCGAUUGCACAGGCUGCAAAGGAAUCACAAGGGAAGUUUACUCCUGAACAAUUGUUCAAAAAUUACCUCUCCAGGAAUGACAAAUUACAGCAAUCACCAACCUUCAAUAUAAUUAAUGUGAUAGGUAAAAGUUAUAGAGACUUGGCAUUAUGGUCUCCAAAACUAGGUUUCUCCAAGAACCUUAUUACACAGCAGCUAACAGAGGUGAACACAGAUACUACUUCUACUAAAGUUUUGAGUACUGUUUAUUGGCCUGGAGGCUUACAGUUUGUUCCUAAGGGAUCGACUCGCAGCACCGAGGAGAGAACUCUGCAAAUAGGAGUGCCUGCAAAUGGUGUCUUUCGUCAGUUUGUGAAUGUGACACAUGAUCAGAACACAAAUAACACUUCUAUAACUGGUUUCUCAAUUGAUGUCUUUAAAGCUGUUGUUAAUACUUUGCCUUAUGACUUGAAAUACACGUUUGUUCCCUUCAAUGGGUCUUAUGAUGAAAUGGUAGAGCAAGUCCACAAUAAGACAUUGGAUGCUGCUGUAGGAGACACAGCAAUAAUGGCAUAUAGAUAUCAUUUAGUCGACUUCACACAACCUUACAUUGAAUCUGGCCUUGACAUGGUGGUUAAAGAGAAAUCAGCAAAAUCAAAAGAAACAUGGAUUUUUUUGGAUGUAUUUACAAAAGAGAUGUGGUUGAUGAUAGUUGCAUUGCACAUUUUUGUGGGAUUUGUUAUUUGGUUCAUAGAACGGCGACACAAUGCAGAACUAAAAGGAUUGGGGUCCAUGCUUUGGUUUCUAGUCAGCGUGAUAUUCUAUGCACACAGAGAACCAAUUACAAGCCCCCUGGCUCGAACUGUGUUGGCACCAUGGCUAUUUGUUAUACUCAUUGCAACUAGUACAUUCACAGCAAGUUUGACUUCCAUGAUGACUGUUUCGCAACUAGAGCCAUCUGUGUUAGAUAUCCAAACCCUUCAGGAAAGAAAUUCCCCUGUCGGUUGUAAUGGAAAUUCGUUCAUUGUGAAGUACCUGAUUGACAUACUAAAAUUCAAGCCUGAGAACAUCAAGAAAAUUAACUCUAUAGGUGAUUACCCUGCUGCGUUUCAGAACAAGGAUAUUGAAGCCGCUUUCUUUGUUACCCCUCAUGCUAAAAUCUUUCUGGCAAAGUACUCGUGCAAGGGCCUCAUCAAAGCAGGGAGCACGUUCAAGCUUGGUGGUUUUGGUUUUGUUUUUCCCAAGGGUUCGACUUUGGCUACUGACUUAUCCGAGGCAUUGCUGAAAGUGAUAGAGAAACGAGAAACAGAACAACUAGAAAAAGAUAUGCUAUUGAUAGGAGGCAAUGCCAAUUGCUCUCCUUCCGAGAGCAAGGCAAAAGGUAGGUCAUCAACAGGAUUUCAGCCUUUCCUUGGCCUAUUUUUAAUCUGUUCUUCUGUUGCUAUUCUGGCAUUGUUAUAUAAUAUGAUUUGUGUGUUCAAGAUUAGUGUAGAGAUCUUCUCUAGCUACAUGCAUGUAACAUUAACAAAAUUAAAGAGUAUGUGGAGAUGCACAACCACAUGUUUUACUUGGAGCUGUUCAAGACUCCAAUCAGGGAGUAUGAGAAGUAUUAGUACUGCCACAGUAACAAGAAAUGCCGAGGAGACUGUCAUUAGUGAUCAGCAAAGCACAAUGAAUGUUGAGCUUAUUGAUGUAGUAUUGGCUGCUCAUGCUUCGUGAGCUAUUCAUUUUUCACUGUUCUAAAAAUCAUUAUACUAACAAAGAUUUAAAUGAUUUCAGUGCACAUUUUAUUUUGGUGAUAUUGUGAUGAUACAACGUUGUAAAUACAAAGAUAAAGAAAGUUAUGUGCCAAAUUGCUGAUGAGUGAAAAAUAAUAAAUGAAAAAAAAGGUAAGAGAGAGAGAUUCAAAUCCUAUGUACCUCUUUCUUGUUAGUAUGUGGUUUCUUUCUCAAUAUACCUUCCCCUCCCCAACAAAAGAAAAAAUGUAUUUUAGGCGGUGUUUGGAAGAGUUUCUA